Messenger RNA from Closterium sp. Naga37s-1, 1035 nucleotides. The record is from the annotation of a GenBank genome assembly. Lineage: Eukaryota; Viridiplantae; Streptophyta; Zygnematophyceae; Desmidiales; Closteriaceae.
AUGUGCUCUACAUUCCCAAUCGCCCAUACUCUCCCUCUCGUCCCUUCUCUUCUCUCCCUCUCGUCCGUUCUCUCCCUCUUGUCUCCUCACCUCUCGUCUCCUCACCUCUCCUCUCCUCACCUCUCCUCUCCUCACCUCUCCUCUCCUCACCUCUCGUCUCCUCACCUCUCGUCUCCUCACCUCUCGUCUCCUCACCUCUCGUCUCCUCACCUCUCGUCUCCUCACCUCUCGUCUCCUCUCAUCUCGUCUCCUCACCUCUCGUCUCCUCUCCUCACCUCUCGUCUCCUCACCUCUCGUCUCCUCACCUCUCGUCUCCUCACCUCUCCUCUCCUCACCUCUCGUCUCCUCACCUCUCGUCUCCUCACCUCUCGUCUCCUCACCUCUCGUCUCCUCACCUCUCGUCUCCUCACCUCUCGUCUCCUCACCUCUCGUCUCCUCUCCUCUCGUCUCCUAACCUCUCGUCUCCUCUCCUCUCGUCUCCUCACCUCUCGUCUCCUCUCCUCUCGUCUCCUCACCUCUCGUCUCCUCUCCUCUCGUCUCCUCACCUCUCGUCUCCUCUCUUCUCGUCUCCUCACCUCUCGUCUCCUCUCCUCUCGUCUCCUCACCUCUCGUCUCCUCUCCUCUCGUCUCCUCACCUCUCGUCUCCUAUCCUCUCGUCUCCUCACCUCUCGUCUCCUCUCGUCUCCUCUCCUCUCUUCUCCUCACCUCUCGUCUCCUCUCCUCUCGUUCGCCAACUACAUAGGGAAGCUGCCAGAGGACCAGUUCACGCUCAUCAUGGAUUUACUUUUCGACAAGGACAAGGGCAUCGGGCUCAACCUCGCGCGCUACCUCAUAGGCGGCAGUGUAAACUACACCAACAGCCCUCAGUUCCUCACUGCUGCAUGGGAAUCCCGCUCUAUCCCUGGCUUCCGUGUCCAGCCAAACGGGCCGUAUGAUUGGACGGCGGACGGGCGGCAGAGGCGGACGAUGCUCGCCGCCUGGCGCGGAAUAUGGACGAGGUGGAGGCGGUUUCGUAUUCGCCGCCCUGGUGGAUGA